GCACUCCUGCUCCAACAUGUCACUGACCAAGUCCGCGUAUAACCUGCUCUUCAGGAGAACCUCCACCUUCGCCAUCACCAUCAUGGUCGGGGCGGUGUUUUUUGAGCGAUUGUUCGAUCAAGGCGGAGAUUUAAUAUUUGAGCAAAUGAACCGAGGGAAACUUUGGAAACACAUAAAACACAAUUAUGAGAAUCAAGACGAAGAGUAGGACUCUGCUGGAGGUUAUCCCAGGCCAAGCAAAAUGCCAUCACACUUUAUUCUCCACGGACCUCACCGGGACCUCACCUGGACCUCACCUGGACCUCACCUGGAUCACACAGAAAACAGACUGUUGUGUGUCAUGUCCAGUGGAAGAUGAAGAUUACACAAACAUCAGACAUGAGCAUUUUCUUGGUUCUGUCACUUUCAGUGUGAUACAGAUUGUGUUAUUCUUUUGUUUGUAACUUAAUUAAAUGUUUCUGUCUUAUGAA
Molecule: messenger RNA, 470 nt
Organism: Periophthalmus magnuspinnatus
Lineage: Eukaryota; Metazoa; Chordata; Actinopteri; Gobiiformes; Gobiidae
Gene: uqcr10
Product: cytochrome b-c1 complex subunit 9
Exons: 2
Coding region: 17-208 (63 amino acids)
Biological process (GO): mitochondrial electron transport, ubiquinol to cytochrome c
Source: RefSeq, a predicted model, not a curated record